GGGGCGGGUUUCAGAAUGCGAUCGCGAGUCUCCCGCAGCACCUUGUGGAGAAGUUAGACGACUUUAAGAAAGGCGUUCACUCGUGGAUCAACCGAUUCAAGAAGAGUACGAUUACGUCUCUGUGAAGUAGAAUUUUAGUAAAGCGACCUUAUCGUGAUUUCACAACUACAACGAGAAGUUCGCUCAAUAUCUUGAUGGCCGCGAAUAUUUUAUUUACAAAAACUCGAGGCAUUUAAACUUAUUUUAGGAACGCCAAGACGUCAAUGUUCAAAGAAAUGUAUGAAGUCUGUUCAAGCGUGACUGUAAUUUUCUUUUUGACACUGCACUAUCAGUACGAUUACCAAAGUUUAUUUACGUGUGACGGCUAGAAGAUAAUCUAGUUCUAUCGACGUCCCCAUUACCAACAUUUCGUUCAUCACGUAUACAAAUUCAAAAUUUUCUAGCUUUUUUUCUUUUUAUUUUCGCGAGUAUGCAUGCUUACAAGUAGGUGCAACUUUUUCGAUGAACCCAAUUUUUAUUCCGACAACGAUGUUUUACUUUUACUUUUGAUCCAGCCCCCCCUUCUGAUGCUCGACAAGGUGAACGGAGGAACUUUGCUACCGCGUCGGACGAGAUACCUUGCAG
This is a messenger RNA of Amoebophrya sp. A120, 624 nucleotides long. NCBI's taxonomy places the organism in Eukaryota, Dinophyceae, Syndiniales, Amoebophryaceae. The record is from the annotation of a GenBank genome assembly.